This is a messenger RNA of Bacillus rossius redtenbacheri, 2257 nucleotides long. RefSeq names its product neuropeptide Y receptor type 1. The record is from RefSeq and is a predicted model, not a curated record. Gene Ontology annotation, molecular function: neuropeptide binding; neuropeptide receptor activity. Gene Ontology annotation, cellular component: plasma membrane; neuron projection. Bases 732 to 2063 code for a protein of 443 amino acids. The transcript has 6 exons. Gene Ontology annotation, biological process: neuropeptide signaling pathway. NCBI's taxonomy places the organism in Eukaryota, Metazoa, Arthropoda, Insecta, Phasmatodea, Bacillidae.
GAAGGUCAGCGCGGAUAAGCGAAAAUCUCGGAUAAUCUAAUUAAAAUGUAAUUAGGUUAUGCAAUACAGCCAGGACUCGCGGGGCAAUUCUGGUCCGUGUCUUUGUUCCGUUCGUUUCUACUUUCAAUACCUGCGUAGUUUUUAGUUUCACUCCUUUCUUGUUCCUUCCCAAAUUAAUUUUACACUUCAAGGGCUAGGUCCUCCCCCCCCCCCCCCUUAAAGUUUAAUUUUCAAAUUGAGAACCCGGUUACGUGAGAAUGCCCGGUUGAACGGGUCUCGGAUGAUCGAGGUAUAGUUGGCCGCUGGAAGCCGUGUCCAGGGCCGCAACUAGAGUCACUGGCAUCCGGGGCAUCAAUGGAUCCAUGCGCUCCCCCCCACCCCCUUCUAUCUUUUUUUGCACAUACCACACCGAUAAAGUCCGGGGGGGGGGGGGGGUCUGGGGGCCCUCCCACAGGAAAAAAAAAUGGUGCUAUGUUGUGACGUUAUAUUGUAAAAUCAGAUUAGACAUUCCUGGCGUGCAAGUUAAAAAAAACUUUUUACCAGUAGUUGUAAUAGGAAGGAAUUAUUGAAAUGCAAAAGCGAUUUCGGGCGCCCCCCGGCAGCUAUUGCGCCCGGGGCGUAUGCCCCGCUUGCCCCCCCCCCCCUCCUAGUUGCGUCCCUGGCCCGUGUACGGCCCGCCGCAGGUGUAUUUGUAACGGUGUGACGUGGACGUGAAGAUCGAGGCCCCGCGGAUGUGCAUCUCGAGGGCGCCGUGGCGCGGGCUGGCGCGGAUCUGCGCCGACGCCGAGGGCCGCCUGGCCAUGCUGCAGGACGGAGGCGCGGGCCACCGCAUCCCCUGCAACGGCAGCGCCGACGUGUCGCAGCUGGGGCGCGAGCUGGACGACCGCAACGGCUACCACGUGGUCGUCAAGUCGGCCGUCGAGUUCAACUACAGCGCCAUGGUGUUCCCGAACGUGAUCUGGGUCCAGCGGCCGGCGUGGGAGAUCGCGGCCAAGAGCCUGGCCGUGGUGCCGCUGGUGAUCUGCGGCGUGCUGUUCAACGUGAUGCUGCUGAGCGUGGUGUGCAAGACGAGGCAGCUGCACACCCCCUCCAACCUGCUCAUCGCCAACAUGGCCGUCGCGGACAUCGCCACGCUGCUCCUCUGCCCCUGGAUGCUGCUGUGCGCCGAUCUCUUCCAGAACUACGUGCUGGGCGAGUUCGGCUGCAAGUCGCACGGCUUCUUCGAGUGCUUCCUGCUGCUGACGGGCGUGCUGAACCUGGUGGUGAUCAGCUACGACCGGCUGAUGGCCGUCGUGCAGCCCUUGGAGGCGCGGCUCACCGUGCGCGCCACCUGCUACAUCAUGGCGGCCACGUGGCUGACGGGCGUGGCGCUGGGCGCGCCGCUCGUCUUCUACCGCAACUACCUGGAAAGGAAGUGGCUCAAUUUCUUCGAGACUUAUUGCUCCGAAAACCCGUCCAUCUACAUGUACUGGUACAUCGUGAUCACGCUCAUCAUCUGGAUGCCCUUGUCCGUCAUGACUGUCUGCUACAUCGCCAUAUUCGUCGAGCUGGAGCGCUACGAGCAGCGCUUCCAGCGGCGCGGCGAGCAGGCAGCCUGCCUGGGGCAGAAGACACGCGUCGCGCGCAUCAUGUUCGCCGUUGUGGUGGUGUUCAUCGUGUGCCGCGUGCCCUUCACGGCGCUCGUCAUCCGCCGCACCGAGAUCCUGCGCAGCGCCAACAUGGACACGGUGGACAGCACGUUCCAGAUCCUGUGGUUCACCUCCAAGUACCUGAUGCUGGCCAACUCGGCGGUGAACCCGGUCAUCUACGGCAUGACGAACCGCAACCUGCAGCGCGGCUUCGCCAAGCUGCCGCUGUCGCGCUGGCUGCUGCGGCCCGCCUCGCAGGCCACGGCCGGGUUCUCGCCGCAGCCGCCAGGGGCGCAGCAGCAGCAGCAGCAGCAGCGCCGGGGCGCCGCCGGGACGCCUCGUCUGCUGCGCGAGGACGGCGCGCCCAAGUGCUGGUUCGUGGCGCCGCAGCGCCGCGACGCCAAGCCGCUGCCCACCGAGUGCCUCUACAUAUAGCCCGUCACCGGCAUUUUCAGCCGGUCACAUGGGGAACCACAACAGCAACAGUCCCUUAAAUAUCUAGUGUAACGUGUUCUGACGUCUUAAAAAUUCAUUAUCAAAACUACUUUUUAAGAUUAUUAUGUUUUAAAAAAUUAAAUUUAAAAUAAUACAUGUUUACUUACAAUAAUUGAACCUACUACAAAAGUCAA